Messenger RNA from Rhizophagus irregularis DAOM 181602=DAOM 197198, 1662 nucleotides. RefSeq lists its product as uncharacterized. NCBI's taxonomy places the organism in Eukaryota, Fungi, Glomeromycota, Glomeromycetes, Glomerales, Glomeraceae. The record is from RefSeq and is a predicted model, not a curated record.
AUGGCAUGUUCAAAGUUAUUGUCAGGAGAUUUACCAGAGUUAAUAAAUGAAAUCAUACAAUAUUUUCAUUAUGAUUAUAAAACAUUACAUUCAUGUAUAUUGGUUAAUAGAUUAUGGUGUCGUUUAACAAUUCCUUUAUUAUGGGAAGACCCAUUUUCAAUCAAACUUCCUAAAAAUUAUUAUUUUAUUAAUAUUUACUUAAAUAAUUUAAGUGAUGAUUAUAAAACAAAAUUAAAUGAAUAUGGUAUUAAUGAUGAUUUAUUUUCUUCAAAUACUACAUUAUUUAAUUAUCCUAGUUUUAUUCAAAGUUUAGAUACACGUAAACUUAGUAGUUCUAUUAGAAAUUGGGUUGGAAAUUCAACAACUAGAAAACAAAUUCCUAUCAAUUCUAUGCAAAAUACAAAUUUAUCACCUUCACAAACAUCAGAUUUUACAAAAUUAAUUUAUAAAUCAUUAUUUUUGGUACUUAUUAAAAGUGAAGUAAAUUUGAAUAGUUUUAAAGUUACAAUGAUUACAGAUAAAGAUUAUGAAAAAUUUGCUGAUAUUUUUGAAUUAAUUUUACAAAAACCAAAUUUUAUUAAUAAUAUCAAAAAUUUAUCAAUUGAUAUUGAUAUAAUAACUGAUAAUAUAACUGAAUUUUUAAUGUUUAUUUAUUCGAAUUGUUAUUCAAUUUCAUCAUUUUAUUUUUUAUAUCCAUAUGAAUAUAAUCAUAUUAUAACUGAAAAAAGUUUAUCACAAAUUAUUGAUUCUCAAAGAAAUCUUAAAAAGAUAAUAAUUGGUUUUAAUAAAUAUCCUUUAUAUCAUUCAUUAUUAUCAUUAAAAAAUCCUAAUUGUUUAAAUACAUUAAAUACAAUUAUAUUUUAUUAUAUCGAUUUUAAAGAUAUAGUUGUUUUAAAUGAAGUAUUUAAUCAAUUGAAUGUAUUAGAAUCAAUUCAUAUUGUUUAUUGUUAUUCUCUAGAUUCUAAAUUUAUUCAACAAAUUAUUAAUAUUACUAAACCAUUCAAAUUGAAAUCAUUACUUUUGGAGGAUAUAGAAUCAUUAGAACCAUUAAUACAAAAAUUUGGUGUUUAUUUAGAAAAUUUUGAAGUUACAAAUAAUAAAUCACAACAAUUAUUACAAUCACUUAAAUCAAUUAUAAAAUAUUGUAAUAAUAUUAAAUUUUUAAGUUUGAAUUUUGAACCAAAUUAUCAAAUUAUUAAUUUAACAUUCAAUUUAAUUGAAAAUUUUAAACAAAAUCUUAAUUAUCUUUCAAUUGAUGUUUAUUUUAACCUUAAUAAUAUUGAUAUAAUUAGUUCAGUUGUAUUACAAAAUUUAGGACAAAUCCUACCUUUUAAAUUAGAAUAUUUAAAUUUAGUACUUGCAAUUAAUGGAAAUGAUUUAGAGAUAUUCUUAAAAAAUUCUCAAAAUACCUUUAUUAAAAAAUUUUUAAUCAAAAAUAAAAAUAAACAAAAAAAUAAAGGUAUUUUUCCUUAUAUAAAAGAAUAUAUUAUUAAAAAGAGAAGAACUAAAUAUUUAGCUAUUUUAGAAACAUUUCGUGAAACAAAUGAAGAUUUAUUUACUUUGAAAGAUAAAGUGAAGGAAUGUGAAUUAUAUGAUAUUCAAGUUUUAAAUUAUAAUGAUUUACGUAUCAAUACUGAAUAUUUUUUAAAAGAAAUUUUUUGA